Durusdinium trenchii is the source of this 3045-nucleotide messenger RNA. Lineage: Eukaryota; Dinophyceae; Suessiales; Symbiodiniaceae. The record is from the annotation of a GenBank genome assembly.
GUGCAAGGCUCUGCAAAGGAGCUGAUCAGGGAGCUUACACCGCAACAGCUCCAACAUGGCGAUGUGGAUCCGAAUACCGGUCAGCAGUUGACUGGGCUGAUGUUGCUAGUGGCCGUCCUGGCCCGUCGAUAUGCUCCACUCGAGGCCGAAAACACAACCAAGUCGAUAGCUGAGUUUUUAUCCUUUCGGCGUCAACCAGGUGAGGCUAUUGAUUCGGUAUUAGUUAGGUUCGAUAUUUUGCGUAAUCGUGCAAAUGUUCGUGCCGGGUUUGCUGUGAACUGGACAGGACUCUCAUGGCUGCUUUUGCAGUCUCUGGGUCUGAACGCCGAAAUGUGGGAUAGACUUCUUGCCCCUCUUGGAGGUCAAAUGCCACAGAACGAGCACGAGCUUGGUGGCCUAAUGGAAAGGAUUCGUAGACUUUUCCACUUGAAAGAAGGUCGUAUGCAGUACCAUGGCCAUCAAGGUGCAAUGGGUGAUCCGGGACAGUUUUUCACAGAGGGAUACUUCCCGACCUUUGCGCCUGAAGGUGCUGCGGGAUCCGCCUUUCUUGCAGGUGGUCCCAGCCCGCCAGAUCCAUGGAGUUCGUACGUGCAAUCAGGCCACAGUCCAUUGAACAGCAGUCCAGAUCCCAAUGCAUGUUGCGGCCCGAUGUCCUCUCAUGCCUUUCAAGCCGAUCGUGCCGAUCAAGCCGUUUGCUGUCCGACAUGUGGAAUGUAUUUCCAGGACGAUGGGUUCAGCACCGACACCAGUUCGGACGAUGGGACUGAGAUGAUGUCAGAUGAUCAGAUAGAUCCCUCCGAAGCCUAUUUGCAGUAUGCUUUCGCAAGGAAAAGGUGGAGGCGUGUAUCCAACAAGUUUCCUCGACGGUAUCGCAAGCACGGCAAAGGGAGUAGGGGUUUUGGCAAGGGAUUCAAGCCGAGUUCGUACGCUGCUUUUCUCCCACCAAAUGCAUUUGCUGGAGGCAAGGGUUUUGGCGGUGGAAAGAAAGGAGGAAAGCAAGGGUUUAAGCGAAACCCCAAAGACAAGAAUGGCCAGACUUUAAAGUGCAAUAUUUGUCAGUCGGAAGAACAUCUUUGGCGCAAUUGUCCAAAGCGCAACCAGCAAGGCGAAGGCACGUUUGCUACUGACAGUGCUUCUGGUCUGCCAUUUAACUCAGGGUUUGCAUCCACCAAUCACAAUCAGUUAGCUUUGGUGCCCAGUGUGUUAUGGGGAGGUUCGAAUCAGGCUACAGCGUUGCCAGGAGUCCAUUUCUUUGGAACCGAGCUUGAAAAUUUGCGGAGCGUUUCUGAAAACGCCGCCAGUGUUGUGUCUGCAACAAGUAGCAGCCGUAAGCGGACACCAGCCGAACGUCCUGAGCCAUCAACACCUUCCGGUGCACCGAGCAAAACAGUGCCUAGAUGGAGUCCGAGUUUCUUUCCUGAUGCAAGUGCGGUGUGCAGUGCAGCAUCGUCACCAUGUCAGGCAGAAGUUGAGCCGCUGCUUCCUGAUGCACCUGAACCUUCAUCACCACCACCGCAGGAGCCUGCUCCCUCGCGCACGUUCGUAUUAGGUGCUGGAUCAUCGACGAUGCCCGACCCUCACGUGCCAGAGGCCAGUCCGUCCGUUGAUCCAACUAGCCAUCAGUGUCAAGAAGAUGCCUGUGUGUCUCAAGAAAAGGAGCGUGUUCGUGAUCAGAGCAUUCGUGGAUUGCAUAACGUGCUGUUGGGCCUCGGGCGACAAGCUGAAGACCAUGAUGCUUUUCAGUACCACACCGGAACAUCCACAGUGGGAUCCGAGCAGAGUCAUGGUCCGGUGCCGCAGCAAUCCAACAGUGCCACAGGACUUUCUUCUCAUGGCCAUGGCAGCGGUAGCUUUCCGUGGUGGGAAGCCAAUGACAAGCCGAGUGAAAGUGUGAGUGCGCCUCAAGCUGCAUAUCACCUUCGGACCAGAAGGCAGAAUGGUGAAGUCGGUUUGUUGGUUGAUCCUGGUGCUCAUGACAAUUUGAUCGGCGAAGCUACAGCUCAGCAGAUGUGCGAAGAGCUGAACACCCAGCUGCGCUUGCGGAACAUGGACAAGCCGCUUCCAGUGGAAGGAGUUGGAAAGUCAGCUCAAGUGGCCAACAAGGCCGCAUGUAUUCCCAUGGCUGUGAUGGACGUGUCAGGAACCAAGACAGAUGCAACGUACACGGCACCGAUCAUCCAAGGAAGUUUGCUGCCACCACUGUUGGGUAAUCGCACCUUGCGUAAAAUGCAAGUCAUCAUGGAUUGUGGUACUGGAAAACUCAUCGUUCCAGGCUGUGUGGCCAAGCGCCACCGGGCACAUGAGUCGCAUACCAACGAUGAUACCUGUCAGUGGGCUCUUGCCCGCUCUAUGCCUGAAGGAGCUUCCCGUGAACGAGGGCCCACACAUCCUCGCGAUGGUCGCAUUCCAGCCAGUUCUGAUCCAACGGCGCGCUUGAGAAUGGACGGUCGCGCCGAUGGUGUUCCAGGAAAUCAGUUGCUUAAUGUGCCGAAGCUGACCGGAAGUGUCGGCGCUGCAGUGAUUCAGUUCUUCAUGGUUGACAUGACCGAGGAAGGCGGUGCACUCCGUCAAGUGGAGAUCUCUUUGCCGCCAGGAGGCGAGCACCUCCUGCGAGUCAUUAAGGGCUAUGAGGACUUUGAUCCGCAACGAGAAGUGCUAGAAGGAACGACAUCAGCGAGCAUUCUUGCCGAGAGAUUUGAGAAUGGAAAGUUGACGCUUGGAACAGAUCUUGUGAUCGAUGCUGCAGCCGUCUUCGAUCACAUCGCAGCUCAUGAAGCCAAAGUGCCCCAUGAUGCAUCCAUGACCAUUCAUAGUUUGAAGGCGCGGGAACUCUUGUCAGAUGGCAAACUUCAGAGAAUGAUUUGGUGCGACACCAGAUCCAUGCUUGCAGACGGCCUCAAUAAGGGCACGAUCGAUCGUGCCGCUUUGCAAUGCGCUGUGAGCCAAGGAAGAUGGACAAUUGACCAGCCGGUCAGAAUCCAUGGUUUGCAGACGCCUAAAGCUGAGCUUGGCCAAGGACAACCUGAGUCGAAAGGUGUUGCAUAG